CACCCCACGAACUCUCCACUGGCUAGAUCGAGAAAAACAUCCAGGAAGCGGACCAUCUCGGCAUGCUGAAGUUUAGUGGGCACGUUCUCUGGAACUUCUUGUAGCGAGCCCCAGACGUGGUUGCGAGCGAGCCAUCAUGGCGAUAUCAUCAGCAUCUGACUUAGAGCCCGUCACGGUCAUCGGCAACAGGCUCAAUGCACUCCUCGACCGCGCAAGACAGGAAAAGCCGGAGUCUACCGUCGAGCCAGCAUUGCAACUCUCGAGUUUCAGCAAUGAGGUCGCCGCGUUACACGAUGGGCUUGACGCAAAGUACGACCAAGCGUAUAGAUUUUCGUGUGUAGAAACAGCCGCCCGGGAAGCCUUUUACUCGCUGGUUCAUUCUACAGACAUUCAGGAUCCCGCAUUUGGAGACGUCUGGAACUUGCUUGACAUUGUACUCAUGUGCGGUGACCAUGGCAAAUGCACACCUGAAUUGGUGUGCUGGCUUCUGGAGGAAUUGCUGGACAGCCAGACGACUGUUGGUUGCCGAACGGUUUUCGACUACUUGGACUCUCGGCGCGAGCGACUGGCACAGAAGGACUUUCACAAGAAGAAUCUCGUGUUCUUGAGGUCGUGCAACGAGCUUCUGAGACGAUUGAGUCGUGCCGAAGAUGCGAUCUUCUGUGGUCGGGUGUUUUUCUUCCUCUUCCAGACCUUUCCUCUGGGCGAUAAGAGUUCGGUCAACUUGCGAGGCGAAUUUCACGUUGAGAAUACCACAAAGUUCGAGGUCGAUGAAGCGGCUGGCGAGGAAAUGCAAGUCUAUCCCGAGCCUGUGGAGGCUGCUGCUGCUUCAAAAGAAAGCACGCCCGCUCCAACAAGCAAGCCAGGAAGCAAGGCCGUCCCUAUCAAGGCGCCAAAGAAGACUGCAGAGGAAGUCGUACUCACUACCAACGAGCUGUAUCCAAUAUUCUGGAGACUACAGCAUGACUUCUCUGAUCCUACGCGGCUUUUCGAUCGAGGGAACUUCGAAUCCUUCAAGAAGGGGUUGGCAAACACUCUGCUCAAAUUCAAGAAAACUCCAACAGUGGUGCAGACGAAGGCUGGCGAGGAAGACAAGCGAGGAACAAAACGGAAACUUGAUGAGCAUGGCAACAGCGAGAGCAACAACCAUCUUCUGGACAAUUACAACCCCAAGUACUUGACUAGUCGCGAUUUGUUCGAUUUAGAGCUGAGCGAUCUUGCUUUCCAGCGCCAUAUCCUUGUGCAAGCCAUGAUCUUGAUCGACUUUCUCUUGUCGCUGACAGAGAAAGCCAAGAAGCGCUUGGCAAGCCUAACAGUGACAAACAAGUCGCUAUUGUACGCUUUCACAUUAAAUGAGGAAGACACACAGUGGGCGACGUCUACGAGGUCGGCCAUCCGAGAUGGACUUGAAUCGAGAGAUGAUGGAAGGCAGUACUGCCGUAUGGUCGAGACAGUAUUGAGUCGCGACAAAAAUUGGGUGCGCUGGAAGGUCGAAAGCUGCCCGUCCAUUGUGCGUGGACCGGUAAAUACGGAGGAAGAGCUACAAGCCAGGAAAGCAGUUGCGAGAGCCACACAACCGCGUCGUAUUCCCGAAAAUGCACAAAGCAAUAUCGACCUUGCUUUCCUCGAAGAAGGAACAGGCGGUGGUCUCGAUGCUCUGAAGGAUCCUUCCCGCUAUACAAUACCCUCCCUCGAGCAGCUUGUGGAUCAGAUCAAGAUGGAGAAGCUUGAUGCCGAGAUGGCAAUGACGGACGAGGAAAAGGCACAAAUCGACACCGCCAUCAUGAAUGCGAAAUGGCGCGCGCUCCGCCAGGCUCGUGCUGCCAACCUUGCGUUGCUCGACAAGGUGGAAAGCACUAAGGAUUUGGAAGACAUCCUGAGCGCGUCCGAGCCCGUGAACGAAAUUGAGGCCGCCGAGCCCAGCGUCGAAGAUACACUAGGUUCCGCAGACAGCGUCCCCGAAGAUCCAACAGCAGCAACUGGUACAGUAGCCGAGCCUGAGCACCUGCCGAGUGGAGAAGAGGAGGACAAAGUUAUGGAGGGAUUCGAAGCUUCGUAACGAUGCGCGGCUCUGUACCACUCUUCUCACCCCAGCUCAGGGCAUUCGAUUCCUCCGGGACGACAUGCCGACUGUGCGAGCCGGCUGAGCUAUGCAAAUUUCUGCCUGAAUCUAGACAGUACUGCUGCUUCCUUCUGCCGCCGCAGUGUUGCAUUUUAAGGUGAACGCGACAGGACUGCGCAGCCGCCACAUCGCUUUCUGGCGCUUGCAAGCCUCGAACGUUACAUUGCGGGCCUCUGCAGGAUGUCCGCUGCAGGUCGAUAGAUCACUGCCUUUUACACACAAAGCGCGCACGCGUACGCUUCUUGCACUCUCGUUGCAGUUGUGCAUCAAGCACGUCGACAUGACAAACAGUUGAGGUCGGCACCGAAGAGUGACGAUCAACUGCCUGAUACUUAGGGUCUUGAAGUGAGCAGGAGGCCAUAUUACGAUAUUGGGUUUGUGGUUGGUCGAUCAAGGCCAAUUCUUAGCAUACAUAGCCUCGGGGCAAUGCCCGCAUUCGGAAUGUGUGGUGUUGCUCAGCAAGACAUUGCAUCGUGCUUGCCGGUCCGUGGAUCCUUACGCUGGCGCGCAUCUUGUACAGCACAAUGUAUUCUCCCAGACUAAACUAAGCAGUAGCGAUCCAAGGCGAGUCAUCCUGAAUACGCAAGAUGUAUUUGAGAUCGAUCGCAUGACAAGUUAAGCUUCUUUUUAGAAGUUGUUUAGGCGAAGGCGAUGACCCGUGAGGUUGGGUUUUGACAGACGGGCGGGCCUGUGAAAGCCAAAGAUCGCUCCCGCCAGCCUUCUGCAUCUGCCAUCUGCAACGCCUGUAUCGGUUCUUGAGGAUGAGGCGUUGGACGUUGAAACGGCUACUAGUUUUCCGGGUAGGAUGGCGCUCCUGUGGGGUGCUAUCGUGCGAAGAGGCGCGAGGUGAGCUGGCCCGAUCGUCGCCCGGACUCUAUGUUGCUCUGAUCGUGAAGCUUCGAUAGAGGCUGCUAGAAGCCGUUACUAUUGUCAGAUGCCCAGCCUAUUCUCCUCCUGCUUCACACUGUCGUGCAGACGGGAAAGCCGCAGAGCUGGAGGUGGAAGAGCUGGCUCUUCUGACGUCUCUUCGUGUCGUGGGAUUUAAACUUCCGAAUCAACCAUGAAUAAUUGUCUACAAUCGCCAAUACUCUUGGCGUGCAUCUAACGAUCAGUGACCAACUGAAGUAUCGAAGACUGACCGCAAGAACCGGGAGCGUCGCCGCAUGUAGCAGGUCCAUGACCGUAUGUUGAAUUAUUUGUCAAUGCAAAGAGAGAUGAAGAAUCGUGAACCGGACUCCGACCUGGACUGGACAGACUCGUCGUGAAUGUGUGCUGUUCCCAACGAUGCGCAACGUUCUCAGCUCAUGAAUGCAUGCACCGCAGCCACAUUCCGGGGCCAGCGAGUGCGCGAAAGGCAUCAGCAACGCCUUUACCGCAACGAUCAGAGCGCCUCUCUAUCGAGACGCCUUUGCCAGCCUCUUUGGGUCGACGCAUCUUCCGGAAAGUUCCAAAUAGCGACGGAGCGAACCAGCAAAGUGUGGACAUCGUGAUAGGGCCGGGAGGAGCAGCGGUCGCUCUGGCGGUCGAAUAAGCGCUGGACAGUGGACAGCCGUCUGUGGUUGGUAUUAGAGUUAUGUCGUGCAGGGAAGAUCUUCAACAAGUCUCGCUUGCGGAGCUGUGAUAGUCGCGUCGCCAUUGUCCAGACACGUCCAAGCGGGCACUGAGCAAUAAUUGCCGGUGGAACAUUGCCCACGCGCGCGACACGACGUCUGGUGAGCGCGUGGGCGAGCGCACAGCGCGCAUGCGACGAGCACGUCGGGCGACUGUCGUUGGUUUUAGAGCAUGCGGCAUACCGCGCUGCCGGCGAGGCCCCCGUGGCAUCCUGGUCGGACAGUGCGGCGUCGCCAGGGGGCUGCCAGAGGAAAGAGGAAAGGGCAUUCCCGUCGACAGGCAGUCGGGCAAGCGCAGGCCUGUGCUCCUGCUCCCGAAAAGGUUUGUUGCUCCCCGAGAGUCAGAUGUGCGCAAUCAGCAAAACUCUGUCUGCACCGACGCCGAUGGACGACGUCUGCUCCUGGAC
Cercospora beticola is the source of this 4139-nucleotide messenger RNA. RefSeq names its product THO complex subunit THO1/HPR1. Gene Ontology annotation, cellular component: THO complex part of transcription export complex. The record is from RefSeq and is a predicted model, not a curated record. Lineage: Eukaryota; Fungi; Ascomycota; Dothideomycetes; Mycosphaerellales; Mycosphaerellaceae. Gene Ontology annotation, biological process: mRNA export from nucleus; regulation of DNA-templated transcription elongation.